This is a messenger RNA of Plasmodium berghei ANKA, 2265 nucleotides long. Its product is annotated as S-antigen, putative. The record is from RefSeq and is a predicted model, not a curated record. The transcript has a single exon. Bases 1 to 2265 code for a protein of 754 amino acids. Lineage: Eukaryota; Apicomplexa; Aconoidasida; Haemosporida; Plasmodiidae.
AUGAAAAAUAUUUUGUCUGUUUUUUAUAUUUUGCUUCUUUUGAAGAUAUUAAUAUUGGACAACAAUGGCGUAAAUAGUGAAAAUACAAAUGUAUGGAGGCCAUAUUUAAGGGGGGUUAUGGACAACGGUAAUUUCAAAAUAGACACGGAUAAGGAAGGUGAAAUGCAUAAUGUUGCUAAAGGGGAAGAAGAGCAACAAGGAACUGAACAAGGAACUGAACAAGGAACUGAACAAGGUACUGAACAAGGAACUGAACAAGGAACUGAGCAAGGAACUGAACAAGGAACUGAGCAAGGAACUGAGCAAGGAACUGAACAAGGAACUGAGCAAGGAACUGAGCAAGGAACUGAACAAGGAACUGAGCAAGGAACUGAACAAGGUACUGAACAAGGUACUGAACAAGGAACUAAACAAGGUACUGAACAAGGUACUGAGCAAGGUACUGAACAAGGUACUGAACAAGGAACUGAACAAGGAACUGAGCAAGGAACUGAACAAGGAACUGAGCAAGGAACUGAACAAGGUACUGAACAAGGAACUAAACAAGGUACUGAACAAGGUACUGAGCAAGGUACUGAACAAGGUACUGAACAAGGAACUGAACAAGGAACUGAACAAGGAACUGAGCAAGGAACUGAACAAGGUACUGAACAAGGCACUGAGCAAGGUACUGAACAAGGAACUGAACAAGGUACUGAACAAGGUACUGAACAAGGUACUGAACAAGGAACUGAACAAGGUACUGAGCAAGGUACUGAACAAGGAACUAAACAAGGAACUGAACAAGGUACUGAACAAGGUACUGAACAAGGAACUAAACAAGGUACUGAACAAGGUACUGAGCAAGGUACUGAACAAGGAACUGAACAAGGAACUGAACAAGGUACUGAACAAGGAACUGAACAAGGAACUGAACAAGGUACUGAACAAGGUACUGAGCAAGGUACUGAACAAGGAACUAAACAAGGUACUGAACAAGGAACUAAACAAGGUACUGAACAAGGUACUGAACAAGGAACUGAACAAGGAACUGAGCAAGGUACUGAACAAGGUACUGAACAAGGAACUGAACAAGGAACUGAGCAAGGUACUGAACAAGGAACUGAACAAGGUACUGAACAAGGAACUGAACAAGGAACUGAGCAAGGUACUGAGCAAGGUACUGAACAAGGAACUGAACAAGGAACUAAACAAGGAACUGAACAAGGAACUAAACAAGGAACUGAACAAGGUACUGAACAAGGAACUGAACAAGGAACUGAGCAAGGUACUGAGCAAGGUACUGAGCAAGGUACUGAACAAGGAACUGAACAAGGAACUGAACAAGGAACUGAGCAAGGUACUGAACAAGGUACUGAACAAGGUACUGAACAAGGAACUGAACAAGGAACUGAACAAAGAACUGAGCAAGGUACUGAACAAGGAACUGAACAAGGUACUGAACAAGGAACUGAACAAGGAACUGAGCAAGGUACUGAGCAAGGUACUGAACAAGGAACUGAACAAGGUACUGAGCAAGGUACUGAACAAGGAACUAAACAAGGAACUGAACAAGGAACUAAACAAGGAACUGAACAAGGAACUAAACAAGGAACUAAACAAGGUACUGAACAAGGAACUGAACAAGGAACUGAACAAGGAACUGAGCAAGGAACUAAACAAGGAACUGAACAAGGAACUGAACAAGGAACUAAACAAGGAACUGAACAAGGAACUGAACAAGGAACUGAACAAGGUACUGAACAAGGAACUGAACAAGGAACUGAACAAGGAACUGAACAAGGAACUAAACAAGGAACUGAACAAGGAACUAAACAAGGAACUAAACAAGGUACUGAACAAGGAACUGAACAAGGAACUGAACAAGGAACUGAACAAGGUACUGAACAAGGAACUGAACAAGGUACUGAACAAGGUACUGGACAAGGAACUGAACAAGGUACUGAACAAGGUACUGAACAAGGAACUGAACAAGGAACUGAACAAGGUACUGAACAAGGUACUGAACAAGGUACUGAACAAGGAACUGAACAAGGAACUAAACAAGGUACUGAACAAGGAACUGAACAAGGAACUGAACAAGGAACUGAGCAAGGAACUGAACAAGGUACUGAACAAGGAACUGAGCAAGGAACUGAGCAAGGUACUGAGCAAGGUACUGAACAAGGAACUAAACAAGGUACUGAACAAGGAACUCAAGAAAAUGCAUCUUCAGUGAAUAUAAAGAACCUAAUCAUGAAACGAAUGUAUAUAAAUAAUUCAUAA